AAAUUUCCGAACACUAAACGGAAGGGAUGCAGAAACUGCGGGGGUGGUAAAGUGUGGGAAGAAGACCGUUCAAGUGUUUUGAUAUUGGUUUGGGACGAGGAGUAAGUUAAUUUGUGUAGCUUUUCCAUCAAAACGGCGUCGUAAUCAUACGUUGGUAUUCAGACAGCAUGAAAACUCCGAUUUCGGGUUUCUACAGAAACCCCGUGAAGUUCAGAAUGCCAACUGCGGAGAACUUGGUUCCCAUUCGAUUGGACAUCGAAAUCGAGGGGCAGAGAUACAAGGACGCGUUCACUUGGAACCCUUCUGAUCCCGAUUCCGAGGUUGUCGUCUUUGCAAAAAGGACUGUUAAAGACUUGAAGCUCCCUCCCGCCUUUGUAACACAAAUUGCUCAAUCAAUUCAAUCACAGCUUUCGGAGUUUCGGUCCUAUGAAGGCCAGGAUAUGUAUGCUGGGGAGAAGAUUGUUCCGAUCAAGCUUGAUCUUCGUGUUAAUCAUACGCUCGUGAAGGACCAGUUUUUAUGGGACUUGAACAACUUUGAGAGUGACCCUGAAGAGUUUGCCAGAAUCUUCUGCAAGGACACGGGCAUUGAAGAUCCUGAGGUUGGACCAGCUAUUGCCUUUGCUAUCAGAGAGCAGCUUUAUGAGAUUGCAAUUCAAAGUGUGGUUUCAGCAAGAGAAAGCAGAAUGAGCAAGAAGGGUCGUCGAGGGGCUGAAUAUACUCCAGUCAGUAAAGGAGGUGCAGCAGCAGUGGACUUGGUCAAGUUGUUUGGUCCGAAAUCUAGUGUAGUUCGGCUUGGCCUGUUGUGGUUGAAUGUAACAGGAAAAGAAAGGAGUGGGACGUAUAUGAACCUAUUGUGGACCUACUAUCCAACGAGGAAGUUGAUGCCCUUGAAGCGAAGGAAGAGAGAAAUUUCAGGUGAAUUCGCCCCAUGGUCAGCCACGCCACAUCAGAAGGGUAUAUAGUUCAAUGACAACAUAUAUUGGAGGGUUAGAGUUCGAAGUUAUUGUAGUAUAUACAAGCUGGUUUUUUAGUACGGGCAAUCAAUGAUUCAGAAUAUUGUUAUCGUUUGAUUUCUUUGGUUUGUAGUCUUGUAGAGUUUCUUAUUUGUUCUCUGUACCCUCGGCAGAAGAGGAGGGAAAAAAAUAGCACCCCCACGGCCCCACCUACUCUCUUUAUAUAUUUUUUCUGUCAAACUUAGCAGCAGCAACAAUGAAGUCAUUUCUCAUUAGGUGGGUUUUCCGUGAAACUAAGAAGUCCCAAAACUGUCAAUAAUGGGUUCCGAAUGAUGGAUAUUUUAAGUUAAAAGUAGUUAGAUUAGUGUUUCUCCCUGAA
Messenger RNA from Glycine soja, 1332 nucleotides. Its product is annotated as chromatin structure-remodeling complex protein BSH-like. The transcript has 10 exons. Gene Ontology annotation, cellular component: nucleus; nuclear chromosome. Gene Ontology annotation, molecular function: transcription coregulator activity. NCBI's taxonomy places the organism in Eukaryota, Viridiplantae, Streptophyta, Magnoliopsida, Fabales, Fabaceae. The record is from RefSeq and is a predicted model, not a curated record. Gene Ontology annotation, biological process: regulation of transcription by RNA polymerase II; chromatin remodeling. Bases 168 to 962 code for a protein of 264 amino acids.